CUCCGCCGGACAACCACGUUUACGCUCGCGCGCGCGGUCUUCUCCAACAUUUUGUUUAGUUCUGUAGAAAGUGGACACUGGACGCGUGAUUCCCCACAGUUAAUUAAUUUCGAUUGACUUUGAUAGACAUUUCAACCCCGUCAACUUCGUCGCAGGUUCGGCCGGUUGAUCUUCGAGGAUCUUGGAGAUAGAAGUUGCGGAUCGCUCAGGCUAAGGAGAUAAAUUCUGAGCACGGAGUCAGGCCAGAAGGAGUGACAUUUAAAAAAGUUGUGCCGCACUGAUCGCGUAUUCCAAAUGCAUACUAGAAGCAGCAGCUGAGCGGGGGGAUCUUGGCGGAGACACGCCGCGCGGGUUAAGUCGCGUUGUCGCGCGGCGCUGAGCGGUGGAAUGUUAUAUAAAACCUCAAAACGGGCUUAUUAAACCAGAUAUAGCUAUCACACACAACUAGAGUGGAGGAACGACGGUGUGUGACUCAGAAAAAGGUGGUGAUUUUUCAGUAUCAAGACUCAAAUAACUUGCCAGACUAGAAUCAGACCUGAGGGAGAAGGUCUCGAGAAAGAUCAUAAUUAAAUAACACCACACGAGAGCUGAGAAAGCUGAAAAAGAGAUCACCAAACCAAAACUGUUAGCAACAGCAUCACACAAGCCAUUUCCCGACUCAACGGUAUACCACCAACACCAUCAUCACUACCAUCACCAGCUCCGUCAGUACCGGUCGUCGUCAUACGGAACUUCUUUUAUAGCCUCAUCAUCAAAAUCACCACAGAGUCGAAAAAGCCAAGAAACACCUCACCAAUGAAAAAGCACAGUUUACUGUGAUGCCGGGUUUAAGCGCGAGAGCAGCUUGCAAACGUCAGUAGACUGACCAGCGUCGAAGGGAGUCGACGACCUUGAGGAAACCGACUCUUGAAGAAGGAUCCUCACAAAGAAAGCUCAUCAAUGAAUCUGCACUGAGAGAGGGCCCAACUCGCGAAAGGGUGACAAUAAUUGGGCAUGACGACAACGUCCAUUAAGCGUGAUAUCGGCAGACGUCCAGAUUACCACAUCGGACCUAACGGAAUCCCCCGGCUUACGGGUUUAAGGAGGCGGAAAAUGAAUUCGCCCCAGCAGCAGCCACUUCAGCAGCCAACCGACCCAGUUAAGCUGAACAAAUGCCUCUACAACUUAACCGUCCGGAAUGGCACCAAAAUCGAAAGUGAUAUAGCGAUAAGGAACCAAUAUAGCAGUAAAUCAAGUUCAUCCACCUGUAGCAUCUCCGAUCGGAGAAGUUCAUCAACUACGGUUGCAUCAUCAGCGAACCGUAACGACCCCCGGAACACCUCGCAGCAGUCCAACUACUCAUCGCCCAUUCCUAGGAUUAGCACUAGCAUUACCAGUAGUACCAACAACAGUAGAAACAGCAACGGCAUCGUCAUGAAUGGGUCGCGGACACUUCUCAGCGGUAGGCAGCAACGGCAUCAACGGAGUGCAACUGCUGCUGGUGAUGAUGCCGGCAGCAACGGUGACGGAGCCGAUGCGAAUCUCAUUAAUGGAUCCGCCAACGGUGACCGGCGGCGGAACAGCAGCGUUGCAAUGAGACAAUACAGACUUUCGGCGGCGAUCGACAACCGGCUGAGCUACCAACGAAAGUACGACCGGACCAUUUUCGGCUGCAACCGGCUGGAUCAGUUUGUGCUGCCACCGUUACAAAUCUAACCCCACCCGCUCCCUCAAUAAAGAGAAAGACUUGGAACAAUCACA
This is a messenger RNA of Culex quinquefasciatus (southern house mosquito), 1740 nucleotides long. RefSeq lists its product as uncharacterized. Bases 994 to 1695 code for a protein of 233 amino acids. Lineage: Eukaryota; Metazoa; Arthropoda; Insecta; Diptera; Culicidae. The transcript is spliced from 3 exons. The record is from RefSeq and is a predicted model, not a curated record.